GCAACGUGCAACAGCAACACAGGACGGCAACAUGUCAGGCUUCACACUCUGCAUUACCCUCCUCGUGGCAGCCGCUCUGGCCGCCGGGGACGUCAGGUACCGCCCCGCCCCCAGCUACGCGUCGCCCGUCCCCAUCCUGAAGGACGACCGGACCCGCAGCGCCCACGGCGACUACAGCGUCGACUUCGAGGCCGGCAACGGCAUCGCGCGCCAGGAGUCCGGCAGCCAGAGCUACGGGCAGGUGGCGCAGGGCGGUUGGAGGUACACCUCCCCCGAGGGCCAGCAGGUGGACAUCGCCUUCGUGGCCGACCAGGGGGGGUACCAGCCCCAGGGGGCGGUGCUUCCGGUUCCCCCUCCCCUCCCCUACACCCGAUCAGACCACUGAGUUUGCUAAAAGGAAUUUCUCGACACUUAACUUGAAUUGCUGUGUAGGGCGGAAUCAUGAUAUAUCUGUAAAAUGUAAAUCUGUAAAAGAGAAAGAGAGACAAGAGAUAGAUUCUUUUUUCUGAAAAGGUUACAUCUCAUCGCUAUGUUCCCCCGACGCCGCCAAGAAAUACUAACCACCUCAUUUCUAUGACAUCGCAGAUCAACCUCUUUUCAAGAUCUGAUUUAUAGCAGCACUGCGAAGUCGCCUUUGAAGAAUACACACAUACACACACACACACACACACACACACACACACACACACACACACACAC
Molecule: messenger RNA, 699 nt
Organism: Penaeus monodon (black tiger shrimp)
Lineage: Eukaryota; Metazoa; Arthropoda; Malacostraca; Decapoda; Penaeidae
Product: endocuticle structural glycoprotein SgAbd-8-like
Exons: 3
Coding region: 32-385 (117 amino acids)
Cellular component (GO): chitin-based extracellular matrix
Molecular function (GO): structural constituent of chitin-based larval cuticle
Source: RefSeq, a predicted model, not a curated record